Molecule: messenger RNA, 3566 nt
Organism: Chelmon rostratus (copperband butterflyfish)
Lineage: Eukaryota; Metazoa; Chordata; Actinopteri; Chaetodontiformes; Chaetodontidae
Gene: sema4e
Product: semaphorin 4e
Exons: 15
Coding region: 776-3112 (778 amino acids)
Biological process (GO): negative regulation of axon extension involved in axon guidance; neural crest cell migration; semaphorin-plexin signaling pathway
Molecular function (GO): chemorepellent activity; semaphorin receptor binding
Source: RefSeq, a predicted model, not a curated record
UUUCGCCUCGUCCAUCUUGAAUCAGCUGUACCCUCAACCCCACAGAUAAGAGUCAAAAAGAACAAUGAAACCUUAAUCAGAUCACAGAUCAGCGCCUCCCGCCGCCUCGACGGCGGUUUGAAGGUGGUGGAAAAAAAAAAAAAAAAAAGACGAAGAAGACCUGCGGGGCCAACCGGAGCAGCAGUCAGCCAUUCAGAUCCUUUUCACCGCGGGAUGUGAACGAUGAGAGCCUCUCUACAAUAACGGGUGACCGCUGUGGCUUUGAGAGGACAGAGACAGAAAACAGCCGCAGGAGAAGCGCCUUUUUCGCUGCGGUCCCUCGAGUCAACCAGCAGCUUUAAGGGAAGUUGGAAGCUAGCGCGAGCCCGGUUCUCACAUCUCCGCGCACGUUAGGCGCGAGCUACAGGCGCGUGGGAUUUCCUACACUUCUCCGCCGUUUAUUAAUACUACGAGUUAGUUUAACUACCAGCCCGUUGGUUAAUGUAGAAGAGUCGGUUUAGAAGUAACGCUUCAACAGGUGUUUGGAGUACUUUUCAUGGAAGCCUCCGCAGUCUUGGGCGUGUCGGUGAACAGCCCUCCUCGGCUUUGUUUCUUUGGUGUGCACCAUCCAUCUCAUCAUGGACAGCCUGCUGAGUGGGGCCAGUAAAGGGGCCAGUACCCUUCAGUCAGCACAGACCUCAUCACGUCAUAGAUGCCACUUGCUGUCUUCGCCCCUGUAUGACUGACUUUCGGAAACAAUAAAGCUUAAAUUCCUCACAGCCUUAACAAAAGAGCCAUGCGUCCAUUACUGGCCUUCACUGUCUUUUGGCUGCUGCCGCUGGCCUUGAUGCUGGAAGAAGACUCACCGCUGGACUGUGUCCCCCGUAGAUCUGUGUCCUAUCGUAGGGACAAUGGUCACAUGUUUCGUGAGGAGGGAGUGUUCAACUACUCCACCAUGCUACUGAGAGAAGAUCUGGACCUGCUCGUGCUGGGUGCCAGGGAGGCAGUGUAUGCUCUUGACCUCAACGACAUCUCCAAGAAACUUGCUUCAGUUAAGUGGGAAGUGACACAACAGCAAAAAGAUGAGUGUAAAAACAAAGGAAAAGAUCCUGAGAUGGACUGCAAGAACUAUAUCAGGAUCCUGCAUAUGACAGAGGAUAAGAACAGGAUGUAUGUGUGUGGAACCAACGCUUUUGAUCCUGAGUGUGAUUACAUGUCCUAUGCAGAUGGAAAGCUGACUCUUGAAAAGAAAGGAGAGGAUGGCAAAGGGAAGUGUCCAUUCGAUCCAUUUCAGAGAUAUGCCUCCAUCAUGUUGGAAAACAACCUGUACUCAGCCACUUCAAUGAACUUCCUGGGCUCUGAACCGAUCCUGAUGCGCAGCUCUCCCAGCUCCAUACGCUCUGAGUUCAAGAGCUCCUGGCUUCAUGAGCCCAACUUUGUUUCCAUGGUUGAGAUGCCUGAGAGUGAGAUUAGUGAGGUGGGAGAUGAUGACAAGGUUUACCUGUUCUUCAGUGAGACAGCUGUGGAGUGCGACUGCUACAACAAACUGGUGGUCUCCCGUGUGGCCCGUGUCUGCAAGGGGGAUCUUGGAGGUCAGAGGACCUUGUGGAAGAAAUGGACAUCCUUCCUGAAGGCCAGAAUGGACUGUCCAGUGCUUGAGUCCCAGCUGCCGUACAUUAUUCAGGACGCGUACCGCUGGUGUGACCCCCAGCAGCACUGGAAGGACUGUUUGUUCUACACCGUCUUCACACCACAGUCGGACACAUCAGACCUGUCUGCAGUGUGUGUGUACCGCGUGUCCGACAUCAGCAGAGUGUUUGCGGAGGGGAAGUACAAGACCCCGGUCCCCGUAGAAACCUCUUUUGUUAAGUGGGUGAUGUACAGCGGAGAUGUCCCCGUCCCUCGGCCCGGAGCUUGUAUAGACAAUGAGGCUCGUAAAGCGGGCAUAACUCAGACUCUGGACCUCCCAGACCGGACCCUUCAAUUUAUCAAAGAUAGGCCCCUCAUGGACCAAGCUAUCCAGCCAAUAGGAGAGAAGCCUCUUCUGGUGCGAAGGGGAGCUACAUUCACACGCAUCAUAGUCAACCAAGUGCAGGCCGCAGAUGGCGAGAAGUACCAUGUCAUGUUCAUAGCCACAGAGGAAGGAACAAUGCUGAAAGCAGUUAACUACGAUGGAGAGAUGUUCAUCAUAGAGGAAAUACAACUCUUCGAGCCCCCAGAGCCAAUCAAGAUUCUGAAGUUCUCUAAUGUCAAGGAUCAGCUCUAUGCAGGGUCAGACUCCGGCGCAGCACAGAUACCACUGGCCACCUGUGGGAGGUCCUUAUCCUGUAUGGACUGUGUGCUAUCCAGAGACCCAUACUGUGGCUGGGACAAAGUUGUUGGGAAAUGUACUCUCCUCUCUAGUUCUCAAAGAGAACUAAUCCAAAGUGUGAAAGAAGGAGAUGCCUCUCUUUGCCCAGAUGCUGAUCCUGUUAAGCCCCUGAAUCAAUCCAUCUGGCCUGGAGGAAACCUGAAGCUCCGCUGCGUUUCGCCUUCCAGCCUGGCAAAAACCACCUGGGAGCGGGACGGCAGCCCUCUGAGCCCUGCAACUCGCCUGCAGCUUCUCAGAGACGGACUGCUUAUCCUCAAUGCCUCAGGCUCUGACACUGGUCGGUACCGCUGCCUGUCUGUGGAGCGCUCCAAAGCUGGCGAGUACAUCACCACUGUGGCCGAGUACCACGUUGGCAUAGGUCCAGCAGGAUCUGGCAAUGGGAAUCUGAUUUUUCCCCAGGCUCAGAUGGACGGCCCCUCGGUGGCUGGACUGCAGGCUGUGAUCGUGCUCCUUGUAGUUGCUCUCCUUGCCCUUUUGGUCUGGAACUUUUACAAAGGCCACUUACCACUGCCGUGGAACUGCGGUCAGAAGAACAGAGAGCAGUCCCAGGGCCAGGGGGGGCUGAACUCCAGUGUGACUUACCAAGAUGCACCGAGGCCUGCACUAGGAGAAGACAAACCCCUAGUGUCAGGAAGAGACAAUAGUACCAGUAAUAACAACCACAGUGGAGGGGAGGUGGCAUUCAGUGCUGCAGAAGAGAAUGACACCCCAAAAGUGAGUCUUCCAUCUCUGCAGUUUAUUGAUGAUGAAUCAGAAAUCUGAAAAUGACAAGAACCUUACUAUAUUCACUUUCCCAUUGACUGCCAUUUCAGUUUGACACAUGAAUGGGAAUACCCCACAGGGCAGAAUGGAUUCAUCAGUUCAACUGUAAUAUUUGAGUUGAAAUCUCAGUUUAUGGGAAAUUUACAGUAAGUUGUUGAAACGUUGCUUGGAGAAACAAUGAACUGUUUGUGUACAGUUUAACACGCCAAAAGAUUCUGUAAUAGGUUUUUUUGUACAAGUAUGAGCUACACUUGACUUUUUGUUUCACAUUUCUGUUUUAGUGCAAUUGUGAAUACAUUUAAAAAGUACAUUUUAGUUUCCUCCUAAAGGGUGUAAAGCCCAUUUAUAUCUUGCAAAGAUUAGUAUGAUUUUCACAGGGAAUGUACAGUAACUGAAAUUGAGCCAUUUCACUUCUAACUCCUAGCUUUUAUUGUAUUAAACCUUUUCUACCUGG